AUGAUAUCUAUCUAUCUAUCUAUCUAUCUAUCUAUCUAUAUACAUACACACACUGGGGGAAAACAAACCGUCAAUUUUUCUUUUCUUUUUUCUGUUUCGUGUCCCUGUAUUCGUUUACUUUUUUGUUGUUUUUGUUGUCUCUUCUUGUUUCUCUUCUUUUUUUCUCUUUUUUCUCUUCUUCUUUAUCUUCAUUCUCUUCUUUACCUAACUUUUUUCUCUUCUUUCUCUACUUUCUCUUCUUCUUUCUUUUCUUUCUCCUUUCCUUUCUCUUCUUUUCUUUCUCUUCUUUCUCUUCUUUCUUCUCUUUUUUCUUCUUUCUCUUCUCUCUCUUCAUUGUCUUCUGCUUUCUUCUUUUUCUUCUUCUUUCUCUUUUUUCUCGUCUUUUUUCUCAUUUCUCUUCUUUCUAUUUUUCUCCUCUUUUUUUCUCUUUAUCUUCUUUUCUUCUGUCUCUACUUUCUCUUCUUUCUCUUCUUUCUUUUCUUCUUUUUCUUAUUUCUCGUCGUUUUUCUCCUUUCUCUUUUCCUUUCUCUUUUCCUUUCUCUUCUUCUUCUUUCUCUUCUUCUCUUCAUUCUCUUCUUCUUCUUCUUCUUCCCCCCUUUCUCUCUCUUCUUUCUCUUCUGUCUCUUCUUCUUUCUCUUCUUUCACCUACUCUCUCUUCUUUCUCUUCUGUCUCUUCUUUCCCUUCUUUUUUCACCCAAAGUAGAUGCUGGGUACCCUUUUUACCCUUUCCCUUUUUAUGUUAUUUUUCUACGUCGUCGUCUUUUUUAUCUUGAUUUCUUUUCCUUCAAUUUAUCUCUUCUUUCUUUUCUUUCUUUCUUUCUACCCCCUCUUCUUUUUACCCUUUCCCUUUUUCUGUUAUUUUUCUACGUCGUCUUCUUUUUUUAUCUUGAUUUCUUUUCCUUCAAUUUUAUCUCUUCUUUCUUUCUUUUCUUUCUUUCUACCCCCUCUUCUUUUUACCCUUUCCCUUUUUCUGUUAUUUUUCUACGUCGUCUUCUUUUUUUAUCUUAUCUUUCUUUUUUCCUUCAAUUUAUCUCUUUCUUUCUUUCUUUUCUUUCUUUCUACCCCCUCUUCUUUUUACCCUUUCCCUUUUUCUGUUAUUUUUCUACGCCGUCUUCUUUUUUUAUCUUGAUUUCUUUUCCUUCAAUUUUAUCUCUUCUUUCUUUCUUUUCUUUUUUCUACCCCCUUCUUCUUUUUACACUUUCCCUUUUCUGUUAUUUUUUUUCGUCAUCUUUUUUUUUUAUCUUGAUUUCUUUUCCUUCAAUUUAUUUCUUCUUUUUUUUUCUUUUCUUUCUUUCCCCCUCUUCUUUUUACCCUUUUCCCUUUUUCUGUUAUUUUUCUACGUCGUCUUCUUUUUUAUCUUGA
This is a messenger RNA of Acanthosepion pharaonis, 1362 nucleotides long. The record is from the annotation of a GenBank genome assembly. NCBI's taxonomy places the organism in Eukaryota, Metazoa, Mollusca, Cephalopoda, Sepiida, Sepiidae.